Messenger RNA from Corticium candelabrum, 1693 nucleotides. RefSeq names its product elongator complex protein 2-like. The transcript is spliced from 16 exons. Gene Ontology annotation, molecular function: protein binding. NCBI's taxonomy places the organism in Eukaryota, Metazoa, Porifera, Homoscleromorpha, Homosclerophorida, Plakinidae. The record is from RefSeq and is a predicted model, not a curated record. The coding region runs from base 1 to 1536 and encodes 511 amino acids. Gene Ontology annotation, biological process: tRNA wobble uridine modification. Gene Ontology annotation, cellular component: elongator holoenzyme complex.
AUGGAUGUUCUUAUGCCAACACCACCAUCAUGCCUCUCACCUUUUGGCUUACCAACCCAGAACACAGUGUAUCCUGAAGAUACUUCCGAAGAGUUUUACGUUCCAACAAUCAAUGUUGAGUUGAACAGUAUAUUUCAAAUAUUUGUUGUUGUUUGUUUUACAUCUGCAUUGAAUAAACCGCCGUUAGCUGCAGGAAUCUUAGAUGGACUCGUGCCUGAGGGUUGGACCUUAACUAAACAGAUUAUCAAGAAAGCCGGAUGUUAUGUGAAUGAGAAAUGGGAAAGGAGUGUGACUAUCAGUGGGCACUUUGGCUCUGUGCAAUCCAUUACAUGGGCUCCUGGCAAAGCUACAUAUCUUCUUAGUGCAAGUCGUGACUAUACAACUCGUCUACAUGCUCCUUGGAAACGAAACGGGAAGGUCACUUGGCAUGAAAUUGCUAGGCCACAGGUUCAUGGCUACGAAAUGCAGUUCAUUGUCAGUUUGUCUGACAAACAGUUUGCAUCAGCAGGUGAUGAAAAAGUUAUUAGAAUUUUUGAAGCUCCACAGUCUUUUCACAAUAGCUAUUUGAAAAUUAGCGGCAAAAAUAUUGAUGAUGAGAAGCAAUCAAAAGCUGUGUUUGCUAAUGUUCCGGCUCUUGGACUGUCCAACAAGGCUUUUUAUCCAGGUCCAGAUGAAACUGAGCAAGAACCUGUAGUAGCAGAAAGUGAUGUUGCAUCAAAACAGCCACCCAUGGAAGACGAAAUUAUUCAGAGCACUCUUUGGCCUGAAACACGAAAGUUAUAUGGGCAUGGUUUUGAAGUGUUUUGCUUGACUACUCAUCCAUCAGGAAAACUACUUGCAUCUGCAUGCAAGGCAUCAAAGCACGAGUAUGCUGUGAUCAGGAUUUGGGAUUGUGGAAGUUGGAAACAGCUGCAAACACUUGUUGCUCAUUCUCUUACUGUCACACAAAUGGCUUACUCCAAUAGUGGAGAUCGUCUCCUGGCAGUGUCAAGGGACAGAACUUGGUCAGUGUGGCGUCAAAGUGAAACAAAAGAAAAGGGUUUUGUACUAGAACAGCACGCUGACAAGAAAACAGUUCUCCAUACUCGGAUCAUAUGGACAUGCAGUUGGUCUCCUGAUGACAAAUACUUUGUUACUGGAUCGAGAGACAGAAAAAUUAUUGUAUGGAAGAACGGAGAAGGAGCUGUAACGCAGCAGUGGUCUCUUGCUUCUGAUGUUUUUGUGGCCAAUAACGCUGUAACAGCAAUUGAUUUCUGUUCUCAACAGAUAGAUGAAUUGAAUGGUGUGUACUUGCUUGCUGUUGGAUUGGAAUCAGGUCAACUGUCUUUGUUCAGCUGGCAGUGUAAACAAAAAUACCAACUAAGCUGGAACAAGUUGCUGGAUUUCAACAGCAGUCUUAGCCACUCAGCAUGUGUGAAACAAGUGCAGUGGCAUAAAGAGAUGACACAUUUUAAUAGCUCUAAACAUCUGAUGCUUGCAACUUGUGGAGAAGACUACGCUGUGAAGAUAAUAGAUAUUGCUAUACAACAAGACUAAUAGCGUUGUCAAUGUCUGCGUAAUACCAGGGAACGGGAAAUUUUUACAAAGCGGUUGGUGCAACUAAUAUAUACAGGUUUUGUUUAUUUGCGGAUACAUAAACGGACGUUUGCUUUUGUGUCUUCGAGAAUUCUCCAAUCAUGAUUUGUUAUUGUGA